UACAUGGAGUCGUCACCCAGCACGCUUGUGGCUUGCGGUGCUCACUCACACUCUUGAACCUUGAACGUGAGCCUAACACUGUCAAUAAACCGCCCGCGUCGCAUGCUUUACGGCCGUCGUCACCACAGCUGUGCGCGUCGCUAUCUCACCUCUACUCACGACUUCCUCGAGGGUACUCUUGCUCUGUUACUGGGAACAGUCACUCUCUUUGCUUUGGACAAUCCUUGCUCUUGCGCUCCAGCAUCACGCAGAUACCCGUCGUAGCGAGGUGGACCGGUCACGUCAAGAAGCAAGCAGACGCAUACACGCUGCCAUAGCAUUCGCAAGCCGAGGUAGCACGCACGCACAGCGCUCCAAGUGACGAACACUCGGUGUAGCGAGGCAUGGCGACGUCAGUAGAGCUCUUUAGCACAUCUAUCCUAUCCAACAUCAAAGUCCGCUCCAGACAUGAGCGCUUCGUAUCGGUGUUGACUGUUAAAAAGGUCCCCUACAUCUACCAUGAUCUAGCUAGCGACGAGGAUGCAAAGAGCAGGUGGAGGAGAAAGGCGCGAGAUCCUCAAAUACCCGGACUGCUGGUAAACAACGAGUGGAGGGGGACUUUCGAAGAAUUCGAAGAGGCAGUAGAGUUUGGCGAGCUGGGAUUGUUCUUGCGCGUCGACGAUGGGCGGACCUCUGCACCAGCACCGGCAUCAGCUGAUGUCCCAUCGGCUACGACAGGUGAAGGCGCCAAUGCAGAGUCAAGCCGUGCCAGCAUCACUCCUGAAGGUAGCAAUAAUGAGGAGUCGAAACCGCGUGCUUCUGGCAAACACUUAGCUCCGAUCGGUCUGGCUAAGCCUCGGUCCGUGUCAGAUAGGGGCCCAGUUGCAGCGCCGACAGUAGCACUACCUCACGCUCCCACCGGAGCUGGCAAGCGGGAGGAAGCAAGCGUCGAAGAUUUGAUGGAAAGCUUCGAUGCCAACUCUCUCGACCUGAAUGACGACGAUGUCGACGCCAUGCUUGCUGAGAUCUCAGCGCUGAGUCUCUCUGACUCUAAGAGGAGAGAGGAAGAAAAGGCAAAGGCGAAGGCACUGGCAGCCGCCGAGUCUAAGGACCCCAGAAAACGGGGCCUGUAUCCUCAGCUUGGCAUCACACCGCAAGCGCCUGUGCCUCGCACGUACAUUCCCUCAGCAAAUGCAGGAGUAGCUCCACUGAAGCUUGCGAAGAUGGGCACGGGCAGCGCCAGCGCUGCUUCGUCGAGAAGCAUGAGCGAAAGUUCUUCUUCUGCCUCGGACAGCUCUGCAUCUAGGCUGGCUCGCUACAAUGCGAGUCAAAUGUCGUCCAAAGCUCUCGUUGCUGAGGCUUCUUCUGCCGCUACGGCAAGGGGUGCAUCAUCAUCAGCCAUAGCCAAAAUGAUUGCAGAAGGCGGGAGCCUGUCGGAAGCUCUUACGGCAUCGCGAUCUGAGGCGAUCGUUGGCCACGAAGAUGCCGAUGCACUCCUGGCUAGCUUGGGACUGGCAGACAUUCAGCUUACGCCAGACGAAGCUGAAGCUUUCAUAUCGCACGGAACGAUCCCAGAGGGAGCAAGCAGCGGGGGAGCGCGCCUGAAGCGCGUGCAAAGCAAAGCGGAACGCGCGCGUGACGAAGUCGGUGCAAGGGAGGUGGCCAGACGCGCGCGAGAGAGAGGAGCGGGCGGCAGCGUCUCUAGCAUCAGCAGCUUCAGCAGUAGUGAAAGCGCGCGACAGCGCUCAAAGAGCCCCCUGGUCUCCGCAGAGAAGGAGUCACCAGUUCCUGUCUCUGCUCACGUGGACGCAGCGAAUGAUGCGGAGCUGCUGACAGGUGUCAAGCCAAGCGCUGCGGAAUCCAAGAGCAGCAAGAAGGACGAUACUGCAAUCAUUCCCGAGAAUGCAAUUAUGACAUCUCCCUUGGACAAGGAUGCAAAGGUAGACAAAGACAGCUCGACAGCCUCCGAGGAUCAUCGUCUUGUUUUGCCCCCGUCCAAGGAAGAGAUAUUUGUCUCUGAAGGUCAGGAUAUCGCCGCGGAAGCUACCCACGAGCUGGAGCUCGACAAUAAGCCUGCAGAUACACCGGAUAGCAGUUUGACUGACUCAAAUGUUGGCGAUGGUGAUUCGGCCGGAAGCGCAAGCGACGUCUUGCCGAUCAAAACGAGCACGAGCCCACAUUUGAAGCCCAGGUCGGAGCCUGCGUCGGAGCCCGCUGCGCCGUCAAGCAACCCUCCUGUGGAGCCUGACGAGACGCCACGAGCCAAACAGGCUGAUUUGCCUGAUGUGGAUGACGCUCCUGCUGCAGAUCAACCUCCACCAAAUACGGAUGAUGCGGAGGAGGCCGAGGCAGCAGUUGCUGAGCUACCGAUUCGCAGCACACAAGAUCUCGACAAACGAACAUCUAGACCAAUGUCCAAGUUCGUGGGUGGUGCAGAAACCGAUGCUGCCAUUGCGCUGAUGCUACACGGAGGGGAAGUCCAUCAAAACACAGAAGUUGAUGGUGCCGAUGGGUCUAAGGUAGAGGGUGCGAAUGGAUCAGCAGCCGAUGGCAAGCCACUCCCCCCAAUGUUAGACCUAAGCGGUAUCAGCAACGAUCCUCAAGAGCCAGGUGCUCCGCCUUCACCAUUGGGGGCUAGUGCUUCUUCCAAGCAGCUAUACUCACCUCAUGGCUCGCCAGAAGCGGUGAAAGGGGAGGCUCAGGGCAGCGAAUACCCUUCCGGUGCAGACUCAUCGCAAAGCGCGAAUCAUGCCGCUGCGUCUCCGCCAAGCCGACCACGACCCUCUCGCUCCAGCACCAACAUGAAGUCUCCCCCCGCCUCGGCAUCUUCGCGCCGUGCUAUCGAUGUGCAGCGAAGGGACGGCAGCUCAAGCUCUCCGAUGACGCCGUCUCACUCUGGGCCGUCAUUGGGCUCCAGUCCUCCUCCUCCUUCGCCCCACUCUGCCUCCAGUCGUCAUUCCAGCAGCGGCCCUGACUCUUCACUCUCGCAUGCGCAUUCCUCUGGCUCAAUUUCCGCCUCUGGUCCUCCCAAGAAGGGCCGUUUUAGUCUGGCCAAAUUCGGCAAAGGAAAGAACGAGAAGGUGACUUCUCCACUCAGUCCUAGCUCCAGCGGGGGUGGCAAAGACUCCUUCUUCGGAUCAGUUGGUAGGGGCAAGAGCUCCAUUUCUGACGAGAGGAAAUCCUCAUCCACCGUCAGCCGAGAAGAUAGGAUGCACAAGACCCUCAGUCAGAUCCUGCGCGAUGCGGAUGCCGCUAUGGCGGAUCUGGACAACGAUAAUGAUGCUGCUUCUAUCAUCAGCAAAGACGACGGUCUGUCUUGGGAAGGCGAUGACGACGACGAUGAUGAUGGCAGACCUCGAGAUUUCGACGUGAAGAUCCCAGCAUAGGCCACGGCACUUUAGACACCUUCGAGGGAACGUUGAUUCGCCAUCAAGCUUCAUGUAUGCACCACAUUCUUGCCCCAACUCAUCAUUUCCUUAUUAGCCAGCAGCUUGUCGCUUGGGGUCGAACCUCUUUCGGCCUUGCGCGUCUCUCUUAUUGCCGAGCGCACAACGUCUCAAUCUGAUCUGUACUUGCCUCUUAGUGAAGGGAUGCUCGACCGUGAAUGUCUGAUAUGC
This is a messenger RNA of Ceraceosorus guamensis, 3596 nucleotides long. RefSeq lists its product as hypothetical. The transcript has 3 exons. Gene Ontology annotation, cellular component: cytoplasm. Bases 384 to 3365 code for a protein of 993 amino acids. The record is from RefSeq and is a predicted model, not a curated record. NCBI's taxonomy places the organism in Eukaryota, Fungi, Basidiomycota, Exobasidiomycetes, Ceraceosorales, Ceraceosoraceae.